This is a messenger RNA of Tribolium castaneum (red flour beetle), 768 nucleotides long. RefSeq lists its product as uncharacterized. The coding region runs from base 66 to 734 and encodes 222 amino acids. Lineage: Eukaryota; Metazoa; Arthropoda; Insecta; Coleoptera; Tenebrionidae. The record is from RefSeq and is a predicted model, not a curated record. The transcript has 2 exons.
GUUGUUGUGUUACUUAAAGGGUAUAAAAAGCGGACCAACUCUUCACACUUCACACAGAAACGAAAAUGAACUCGAAAUUUGUUGUUACACUAGUCGUGGCCUUUUGCCUUGUCCAGGGCAACCAUGCGGAAACCAUCGACGAAGUCGUCGCCGACAUGACCACCCGAAUCAACGCCAUUAAGACCAACAUCGAUGGGAUUAUCCACGACGGUGGUAAAUUGGUCGGUGAGACCCACAAGAUCAUUGGUACCAUCGUCGCCCAGGCUGAAGCAACCGUCUACACCCAAAUCGACCAACUCAACAAUAUCGUCCAGCAGGCCCAAGCUGAAGCGGCCCAAAAAGCCGUCGAUAUUUCCCAGUGUGUUAACGUUGUGACCGAUGCACUUGGAGCCCUUGAUCUCCACAAACUGGACGCUUGUAACAACCAAGAAGGACUCAACACUUUGAGGGCCAAAUUGGGCCUUUUGGGACGACUCAAACAACAACUCUCCAAUUCGAUCACUGGCUGUUUGGCCAAAAAUCCCAUCAGUGCUGUGGCUUUGAGGAGCUGCAUCCAGGGGGAAAUUGACAGUGUUAACAACCAAGUGGUACAAAUCCAGGAAGAAAUCAAUCUAGUGACAGCGGAAUCGGCCCAAAACGCCCAAAACUGUGCCCAUGCUGCGUCCCAAAGUUUACUCAAAACCAUCGAUACCGUUGCCCACGAUUUUAGAAAUUGUGUAUCUGCUAUUUUGUAAAUUAAGAAAAACAAAAUAAAGAUCCUUGAUUAGA